Messenger RNA from Ambispora leptoticha, 3129 nucleotides. NCBI's taxonomy places the organism in Eukaryota, Fungi, Glomeromycota, Glomeromycetes, Archaeosporales, Ambisporaceae. The record is from the annotation of a GenBank genome assembly.
AUGGCUCCCAGAAAACGUAACCGUCAACCAGAAAGUGAAAGCGAAGAAGACAAAGUGGUGGGCGGCGAAGAACUGGAUUAUGAAGACGAUCUUGAAGCCGCUGCUGAGUGGGAACGAAAACGAAUGAAGAAACCCGGAAAGAUUGGGGCAAUUGCAGAGUCGGGAGUUUUAGAUACGAUCGAGCUCGUGAAUUUUAUGUGCCAUAAAUUUGUUAGAGUUAAAUUCGGACCGAAAAUUAAUUUCAUUAUCGGGCAUAACGGAAGUGGCAAGAGUGCCAUAUUGACAGGAAUUACUGUUUGCCUCGGGGGAAAGGCUAAUAUGACAAAUCGAGCUACCAACCUAAAAUCAUUGAUUCGUGAGGGUGCAAGGCAUGCAUAUCGUCAUGAUGUCUAUGGCGACACAAUAAUAAUCGAACGUCGUAUAACGCGCGAAGGCACAAACGGCUACAGAAUCAAAAACUCUGAGGAAAAAUUGAUAUCAACAAAACGUGAGGAAUUGACUGCCAUUUUGGAUCAUAUGAUGAUUCAGGUGGAUAACCCGAUGAAUGUUUUGUCGCAGGAUUCUGCGAGGCAGUUCUUGCAUUCAUCGAGUCCUGAGGAAAAAUAUAAGGGCACACAAUUGACCCAAUUGAGUGAAGACUAUGAGCUGAUACGAGACAGCAUAAAUACCUCACAACGAAUAAUAAAAAAAAAAAAAGAAAUACUUCCUGAAUUGCAUCGUGCCGCUAAGGAUGCUGAAGACCGAUACAAAAACAUGCAAAAGGCUCGUGAACUUGAAUUGAUUUUAGACAAAUUGAAGAACGAGAUGGCUUGGGCUCAAGUUGAAGAAGUAGAGCAAGUCGUUCAAGAAGCGGAAAAUAAGCGAAAUAAUUCGGAGAAACGUGUUAAUACCACUCGGACAAAAUUUGAUGAAGCGAAUCAAAAUUUACAAGAAAUCAGCCAGGAGAAUGAAGAAAGAGAAAUCAACGAAACAAUCAUACGACUCCGCGAAACCGUUAAUCAACAUCAACAAAAAAUCGAAGAAGAAACCCGAAAACUCGAACUCCUCAACGGCGGUCAAAAACUUGAAGAAGCACGUGCGGAAAUCGAAGAAAAAGAGAAAGAAGUGAGCGAACUCAAAUCGAAACUAGAAGAACGUCGAUCUGAUGUACGAGAGGCCGAGGAAGCGAUAGCGCACGCACAACGGCAAAAAGAUUUGCUUGGAGAAAAUCUUCAUCUUACUUCGACGGAAAUAGGGCGUUCGAGAUAUUUGUUGGAGCAGUUGCACGAGAAAAAGGAGAACCGGUUAAAAGUGUUUGGGUAUAAUCUUCCGCAGGUGGUCGAUGCGAUUAAUCGUGAGACACGGUUUGUGCAUAAACCUGUUGGACCGCUCGGGAUGUAUGUGCAGUUGCUUCGUCCGGAAUGGGCUAAAGCAGUGGAAUCUAUUAUUGGAAGUACUAUGGUUGCUUUCUCUGUGCAAAAUCAUGCUGAUCGUAAUUUGCUGAGUGAAAUUAUGAAAAGAUAUAAUUGUAAAUCCCCAAUCAUUGUUGGUACUGAUGAUCCGUUCGAUUAUACUAAUGGUGAACCUUCACCACAGUUUCUCACUAUUCUUCGAGUCUUACAGUUUGAUUCCGAACAAGUUAAACGCGUCUUCAUCAACGACAAAAGUAUCGAAAGUACGAUUCUCAUAGAGAAUAGAAGUGAAGCUGAUGAAAUUAUGUAUAAUCAUGGUAGAGGAUAUCCACAUAAUGUUUCCGCUUGUUACACUAUUGAUGGAUUCAAAAUUGGCCAUCGAGGCGGCGGGUAUUCAACACAGGCAAUGCGGAUAUAUAACGGCCCCUCGAGAUUUACAACUGAUAUCGAAAAUGAAAUUCGAGAAGCACAAACGAAAUUAAAUGAAGCUAUUAACACAAAUGAGCAAUAUAAGCAAGAAAUGAACAGAGCUGAAGACGAGUAUAAAAGAUUGGUGAAUCGAAAAGAAUCGUUAAAGUCGGGGACUCGUGAAUUAUUCUAUCGUGUGAACAGACUGGAAGGUCAAAUUCAGCAAAUGAGAGAUCGCUUACAGCAAUAUGAACCUGCAAAUAUUGCUGUUUUGGAAGAGGCUAAGAAGGGGGCUGAAAACGAAAUCGAAAUGUACAAAAAUCAAUAUACUCAUAUUGAAAAUCAACGUAAAAAAAUAAACGAAGAACAACGCCCCUUAAUUCUUGAAUUUGAGUCUGUACAUCGACGACUGUCAGAAUUAGCAACUGAACAUGAAAAGAUCAAGAUACGAUUUGAAGAAAAAGUGACUCUUCGAAUGGAAAGCGAGAAUGUCAAGAAUCAUUGGGAAUUGAAAUUGGCUAAAGAACAAAAAGAACUUGAUGCCUUUGAGUCACAGUUAGCUGAGCUACAUGAAAAAUUGGAGGAAACGACAAGACAGGCUGAAUCGUAUUGCGCGGAGCGAGUUCAAGUAACAAUGAAGCCGAACGCUCUAGACCGUAAAAUUAGGAGCAUUCAAACGAAAUUACGCGAACGAGAAAAAGAACAAGGUGCAAGUUUGGAAGAAAUCGCAUCAGACUUGCAAACCAAGCGAGACACAUAUAAACAAGCACUUGCAGAAAUAGCAAAUAUGGAUUCCUUUAUUGAGGAGUUGAAAUACUCCCUUAAGCUCCGUAUGAGAAAUUUAGAGGAAUUUAGAACCUUUAUCGCGAUAAGAGCCAAACAGUGUUUUCAGUAUCAACUCUCAAAACGUGGGUAUACAGGCAAAUUAUUGUUUGACCAUCAAGAACGCACGUUGAAUCUUCGGGUGAAUACAGAAGUUCAAGUAGAUGAUCAAACAGAAACUGCCACCGAAAAAGAUCCAAAAUCUCUUUCUGGCGGCGAAAAGUCCUUUUCCACUAUUUGUCUGUUGCUGGCUCUUUGGGAAGCUAUGGGAUGUCCGAUACGAUGUCUUGACGAAUUUGACGUGUUCAUGGAUGCGGUCAAUCGUCGAAUCUCGAUGAGAAUGAUGAUCGAGACUGCACGAGAAUCCGAUUGCAUUCAGUACAUUCUAAUCACACCGCAAGACGCGAGCAGCGUUUCCCCGGGUCCUGACGUUUUUGUCCACAGACUUCACGAUCCAGAAAGAGGACAGGGAACAUUAAUCGCUCAUAAUCUUAAUGAGGAUGAAUAA